Molecule: messenger RNA, 1242 nt
Organism: Ylistrum balloti
Lineage: Eukaryota; Metazoa; Mollusca; Bivalvia; Pectinida; Pectinidae
Product: arylacetamide deacetylase-like
Exons: 5
Coding region: 1-1242 (413 amino acids)
Cellular component (GO): membrane
Molecular function (GO): carboxylic ester hydrolase activity
Source: RefSeq, a predicted model, not a curated record
AUGGUACGGUAUAGUAUGCUCAUGUGUUCCCUGCUCGUGGUGGGCGUGACUUAUAGAGUACACGUGAUCAUCACCAGACCACUCCCACCCGACAUUCAGGAUCAGACUAAAGUCAGGAUUCUUGACGAAAUUGGACGGAUAUCAAACCACAUGUUGGAUAUUCUCCUAUCCGCCGGACUUCCGAUAGGUCCUCCAGUGAAAUGGUUAGUUGAUUCCGUGUUUAGCUGCAUGGUGGGAAGUAUGACGUCACACAACGAUGACGUACAGAUUAUUGACCAGACAAUACAGGAUGUGCACGUGCGUGUGUUUAAGCCCAAACGUCCAGCUCGUAAGGCCAACUAUCCUACAUUGAUGUAUAUACACGGAGGGGGCUGGACCUGGCUCACUGUCAAUAGUUAUUCAGCAUUCCUAGCACAACUAGCAAACAAGACUGGAACUCUCAUCAUCGCACCAGAAUACCGGAAGGCACCCUUGCAUCAUUUCCCGGCUCCCUAUAGAGACUGUGAAAUUGUCAUGUACCAGAUCCUCCUGGGUAAAAGUGGACUUCCGGUAGAUAAGUACCACGUGAUGGUUGGAGGCGACGGUUCUGGCGGAAAUUUGGCAGCCGCAGUUGCGCAAGAAUUUAGAAAGAAAAUAUUCAUGCAGGUUCUGAUUAAUCCAGCACUUCAAAUACUGGAUCUUCAUAUUCCAUCUUAUGUUGAUAAUCAUGACGUCAUAGGCGGCAUUACGUCACCGAAACGACAGAUCCACCAAUGGCUGUUGUAUACGAAAAUAUCACUGUCAUACACGUCAAAUCUCAUGAAAAACUCACACGUGUCACCAGAACUACGAUAUUCUAAAUUUUCAAGUUAUGUCAAUAGUUCACAAUAUAUGCCGCAUUCUUUAAACAUCACAAAUAGACAAACAUCAACAGCUUAUACCUAUGAUUUCGAAUCAGUGCAAACAUUUCAGGGUAUAGUGACCAACACGACAUUGGCACCAAUGAUGCAAACGAAUCUGAAUGGCAUUCCCAGUGCCUACGUCAUAUCAUCACAAUAUGACGUAAUACGUGACGAAGGAAUCAUGUAUGCUACACGUCUCUGGGAGUCAGACGUCAAGGUAAAACUCAAGUAUUACCCAUCAACAUUUCAUGGCUUCUUGUUGUUCUCAACCGAAGGGCCUUUCCAACUGGAAGCUGGAGUGAAAGCACUUCAGGAAUUGUCCGAUUUUAUAAGGUUCCAACUCAGAGGGUAUACGUCCUGA